This is a messenger RNA of Trematomus bernacchii (emerald rockcod), 3006 nucleotides long. Its product is annotated as protein Fer3. Bases 381 to 995 code for a protein of 204 amino acids. The record is from RefSeq and is a predicted model, not a curated record. Gene Ontology annotation, molecular function: RNA polymerase II transcription regulatory region sequence-specific DNA binding; protein dimerization activity; DNA-binding transcription factor activity, RNA polymerase II-specific. The transcript is spliced from 2 exons. NCBI's taxonomy places the organism in Eukaryota, Metazoa, Chordata, Actinopteri, Perciformes, Nototheniidae. Gene Ontology annotation, biological process: developmental process; regulation of transcription by RNA polymerase II.
UAAUGCUCGGCACAAGCCCUCCACUAUAUACGGAGUGUUUUUUGUCAAUAUUAGCGGGCCUACUUGAGGGGAAGUUUAUAAUUGGACACGUGUUUUCCCCGCUUUUUUGUCGUUUGGAGAUCAACUGAUUCUUUUGUAAUGCGUUUUUAAAGCAAUGAACGAUCCACAAGGAGGGGUAAAGUGUUCUUAAGAGCUCCCUUUCAGCCUUUAGAAUUGGCCAGAGCAACCCGCCGAGAAACAUGGAGGCCCUGGAAGUAUUUAAUCCGGGAGAUGUGCCCAUGUGGGUGUCACACGGCAGAGAUUCAGGCACAUGCAGGUAGACAGUAUCGAGAAUCUGCUGUGUGCCUUCAGAGACUGGGAAAGAUCGUAUCAUUUUAAAUAUGGAGGACGUGCUUUUUGACUUGGAUCAGGAUGGCACUACUGAUUAUGCAUUUUGGGGACAAAUGGACCAAAACUUCCAGUUCCAGAGCCAGCUGGACACCUUCCUGCUGGACUACAACUCCGCCGGCCAGCUCUCACCCUGGCCCAACUUCGGCAGUCAGUCCAUGUUCCCGGACGCACAGCUGACCUUAACCGACCUCGACGCGCAGUCUCCGGGGGAAGACGCGUGCGCUGAAGGGGAAACGUCCUCCAUGGACGACCCCCUGGAGGUGACCAAGCACAGGGCGCGGCGCCUCUCUUCUCACCCGCCCUAUAAGGUGCAGCGGCACGCGGCCAACAUCCGCGAGAGGAAGAGGAUGCUGAGCAUCAACUCCGCCUUCGAGGAGCUGCGCUGCCACGUGCCCACCUUCCCCUACGAGAAGCGGCUUUCCAAGAUAGACACCCUGAGGCUCGCCAUCGCCUACAUCGCCCUGCUGAGGGAGAUCCUCGUGUCGGGCUGCGACCCCAAGUCCUACGUAGACGACUGCAUGAAGAGCGGCUACAAGAAUCACACCAACGCCAUCUGGAACACAAGCGACCUGACAGCCCGCCUCUCUUGGAUAAAGUGGGAUUAACUGAGGAACAUGGGGGCGCCCUGAGAGGGGAGAUGGCAGCGGGGGGAGGUUCAGAUUGGUUUCUCUGUCCCUCUCUGUCUAGAUGUCAAAGAAAGGCGUUCGUCCCGCAUGACCGACAUCUGCAGACUUCUCAUCGGGUCACACACCUCAGGCUUUUCUAAAACCUCACCCCCCGUCCUCCGUGGCUUUUAAUAUUCUAAUUUAUUGUUGACUGGUUAAUUGAGAGCCAUUGUUUCUGAGGCCAGGGGGGGGGGGGGGAAGAGGGUGGGCAUUGUUUGCCCAAAUAGAUGGCACUUGUUCCAGAGGGAGAGGGGCACACUGGCACAAGGCUGAAUGGACUUCCUGAGGGCUCAUACUUCUGCAUGAAGCAACUGAAGUGUUUUCUGGACUCGCGCUCAUUAGUGUGCGAGGCAAUGUGUUAAAAAGAGCCUUGAUCAUGUAAAUGAGACAAUGGGCGUGAGAAGCAGAUCAGCGCGAUGUGUUUUAGCAUGUCAGGUGCAAACAUGGCAAUAAGGCUAGUAGUGUUUCAUGUGAAAACUCUAAAAUCUCUUGUUUUAUUUAUUUAUUUAUGUAUUCCUUAUUUUGUGUAUUUAUGACAAAAUACUUUUUCGGACAUGUAUUUUUUAACAUAUGUUGAUUAUUUAAUUUCUUUUUAUUGUGAGUUAUUGUACAUUUUAAGCUAUUUCAUACUAUGUAAAAGUGUAUUUAUUUCUUAAAUGAAUCAGCACAGAAAAGUUGAUGUGGUAAUUGAAUGUAUUUGUGAUCAAUGAUCAUUUCUCAGGAUCAUAAAAAGCAAUUUUUCUCCACUUUGGUUUUCUAUCUUUUUGAAUUAAGGAUUGUAUAUGUUUCAGGGGUUAGUCAAGCACUUACAUGUCAUCUCUCUCUGUCCCUGAUUUCUCUUCCUGUUAGUAUUAUGGAUGAAUCAAAAAUGACACUUUGGAUGAAUAUUUGUAUUCAUACCAGGGUCUUAGUUACAAAAUAUCCAGGUGUCAUUCCUCAGAGGGAGCUGAAACUACUGCUGCACUAUAACGGCAUGACGGAUCAACUGCUGGCUGAAGUCUAUUGCUUAUUAUUUAAGCUCCACAAAGGCAACCCUUAGCUAAAAAAAGUAGAUUUACAUUUAAAACACAGCCUAUGGGGAAUAUAGAGAUGGUUUAAAAAUGAUGUAAUGGUAAAUGAAAUCUGGAUGAGAUUGCAAACCCUUUUUUUUCAUAAAGCUACAUGUAAAACAAGACUUAUAGUGUCCCCCUGUGUUUGUGCUUUAUCAUGGCUCACUGCUCUAACAGGUGUCACAGGUGUUGUUAUCACUUCUUAAUACUGUGCACCUGUUUUAUGUAAGAAACAGGUUGUGCCGAACAACAUAAUAAAAGUAUAAUUUAGCAUAGGAUGUAGACCUCAAAUAAUAUUCUUCAAGUAUUUUCAAUUGUAGCAAUCAACUAAUUGAAAGAGAACUCUGUGGCACUGUGGCUCUCAGUGACCCCUGGGUCCCCCUGGUGGAACUAGUUGGGUGAAAAUUAAUAGCUUUAUGAGCUGGGCUUCACAAUGAAUGCUUCAUUAACUGUUGUCUAAUAUUAUUUAAGAUCUGUGAUUUAGGGAUUAAUAUAUGCAGGUGGCACAUGUGGCACACACAUAGUUGAAAAAUAAACCACUUAUUGCUACAUUUAAAACUCACAAACAAGUACAAAAAAGUACGGAGCUCUGGAGGGUUCAUAGAGAGAAAGAUAAAUGCCACGUUUUAUUAAUUUGUGCGCACGAGAUGUAAUUCGUGGCCUCAAUUUAAAUAAAACGAGGCCACGCUUUAUUAAUUCGUUCGCACGAGAUACUUUCUCGUGUGCACGAGAUACCUUUUCGUGCGCACAAGAUACUUUCUCGUUCGCACGAGAAAGUUACUGGUGCACCAAGUAGGAAGUGGAGCGCACAGGAGACAACCGUUUCAUUGCAGACUGUUAUGUUUAUGUGGGGAAAUGACAGUGCAUACAUUAUUUGAGAUAUAUUUAAAACUCGGACUUCA